AUGGAGGACGCUCCUGUAACGCCGUUGCCACGAAUUAAACUAGGGUCCCAGGGCAUGGAGGUUUCGGUGCAGGGCCUUGGCUGCAUGGCCAUGUCAGCGUUCUAUGGCCCUGCCAAGCCCGAGGCCGACAUGUUGGCGCUCAUCCGCCGUGCAGUUGCGGCCGGCGUGACCCUCCUCGACACCUCCGACAGCUACGGGCCGCACACCAACGAAGUCCUGAUCGGAAAGGCGCUGCAAGACGGCGUUAGAGAGAAGGUGGAGGUGGCCACCAAAUUCGGCAUCUCCUUCGCCGCGGACGGCCGGCGGGAGGUCCGCGGGGAUCCGGAGUACGUCCGGGCGGCGUGCGAGGGCAGCCUCAGGAGGCUCGGCGUGGACUGCAUCGAUCUCUACUACCAGCACCGCGUCGACAUGAGCGUGCCCAUCGAGGUCACGGGCGUAGACGCUUCCGCUCCGCUCUCCAGGAGCCCCGGGGUUGAGCAGUUGUGGCCGGAGUUGGGGAUUGGGAAAGGCGUGGCCGACCGCCGACGUCACGAUUGCAGCGGCGCGUGGCUGACGGCUGGGAGUCGUGGUGGCCUGCCACCUGUGGUCAAUGCAUGGGAGGAGUCCGUGAGCUUCACUGAGCCCAGGUGA
Lolium perenne is the source of this 630-nucleotide messenger RNA. The record is from RefSeq and is a predicted model, not a curated record. Lineage: Eukaryota; Viridiplantae; Streptophyta; Magnoliopsida; Poales; Poaceae.